CUUCAUCCUUGAGCUUCUCCAAAAGUAAAACUUGUUUCCAAAAAUAAUCGAUGUGGUACCUAUGUGUAUUUUACCACAGACUUUUGGAUUACAGGAAACCGGAAGUUGAAUCUCUGGCUGACCUAUUCGGAGCUUUUGGAGACAAACAGAGCGCAGAUUUCCGGACCCAGAACAGGGUUUUGGAAUGGCGGCUUCCCAAACACCACCACCCUGACUCCCCUUUCCAUUUCGUUAAUUUACCUUCCGAAGACGUCGCCAGGAACGUCGCAAACCGAAGUAUACUUGUGAAGGGAAUUUAUGAACUUUGGGGAGAAGGGAGUAGCUAUGAGGAACUUGAAGAGGCGGUGAAAGUCUACCCAGAUGAAAGGAAGUUGCCAUAUUUGGCGUCUGAAAGGACGUUUAAGAUUACUGUUGAUAGUUUUGGAAAAGUUAUGAGUCUUCAGGAACAGAAUGAACGAAUUCGUGGACUCUCAUAUAUCCCUUUCAAGGGUCGAGUUAAUUUAAAGGGUCCAGAUCACAAUUUCUGGCUCAUGGAAACUGAUGACAGUGCAACUAAUAAUGGGCUUCCACCAGUUAUGGGAAGGAGAAUAUUUUUUGGUAGGGAGGUUGGUGGAGCAGACAGGAAGCUUAUACCCACGUAUCAAUUGAAAAGCCGAACUUAUCUUGGCCCAACAGCAAUGGAUGCGGAAAUGGCUUUCUUAAUGGCCAAUCAAGCACAGGCUGCACCUGGGAAACUUGUAUAUGACCCUUUUGUUGGCACGGGGAGCAUUCUUGUUUCUGCAGCUCACUUUGGAGCAAUGACAAUGGGUGCAGAUAUCGACAUCAGAGUAGUGCGUGAUGGACGUGGCCCUGACUGUAAUGUCUGGAGCAAUUUCAAACAGUAUGGAUUGCCAAUUCCAAUUGCGUUGUUGAGGGCAGAUAACAACCUUCCUCCUUGGCGUCCUGGAUUAAAGGAGGUGUUUGAUGCAAUAAUUUGCGAUCCCCCGUAUGGAGUUCGGGCUGGUGGACGCAAGUCUGGAGGACGAAAAUUGCUCAAGGGGGUUGUGGGUCCAUACACUGUUCCUGAUGACAAAAGGGCAGACCAUAUACCAUCAACUGCAUCCUAUAGCUUAGUUGAGUGUGUGCAUGAUUUGCUUGACCUUGCUGCUAAGAUGCUUGUAAUGGGUGGCAGGCUUGUGUUCUUCUAUCCUGUGUUAAGAGAAGAUGAUUCUGUAGAAGACCAUUUCCCAGAGCAUCCAUGUUUCAAGUUGGUUGCCACUUCUGAACAGAUACUUAGCUCAAGGUACAGUCGAGUUUUACUCACCAUGGUAAAGACAUCCGUAUACACUGAGGAGCUUGCUUUGGCAGCUACGAUAAAACAUUUGGAGUUCAAGGAGAAUCAUGUCAAGUGGUUAGAAGAUGGCAAUCUUCACUCUUCUGUUUUCAGUCCAGCAGAUGUUGAAUCAGGUGAUUCAAAAGUCAACAAAGAAUCAAAGCCCAAAUACAGAGGGAAAUAUGUUUAGUCUUGCUGCUGUUUAGGGCUCAUUAGGUUAGACAACAAAUUUAUACACUCUUAACUUAUAUAU
Messenger RNA from Durio zibethinus, 1565 nucleotides. It is a transcript of the gene TRM11, whose product is annotated as tRNA modification 11 protein. The record is from RefSeq and is a predicted model, not a curated record. Lineage: Eukaryota; Viridiplantae; Streptophyta; Magnoliopsida; Malvales; Malvaceae. Gene Ontology annotation, molecular function: tRNA (guanine(10)-N2)-methyltransferase activity; nucleic acid binding. Gene Ontology annotation, biological process: methylation. Gene Ontology annotation, cellular component: cytoplasm.